UCUGCUGACAUGAUCCACACACCCCUCUGCAGUCCUAUUCCUCAUUUCCAUUAGCUACGCCUCUUCCUGCAGAUGACACCUGCAGUUUACAGCCAUAUUUUCUUGUGCAGGUUGAUAUCAGUGUCACAUCGUCUGUGUUCUAGCAGUAACCAAUUAAGUCAUGGUGAAGGUGAUAAAAGCCAAACCGCUUUGAAGUGAAUGACGGCCUGGAUUAUCUGAGCUGUUUCCAGAGCUCUCGAUUUACCUGUGCCAAGUGAGGUGUGGCUCUGGCAUUCGGGAUGUAGAGGCUCUGCUGCAAUGUCGGGGGGGGAAGCCAUCAAGUAGAGGAAACUGCUUUAAAUAAGAAGAGGAAAAUUCAAACCUGCACAACCACUUUGACUCCUCCCUGACUUUUGAUAUACACUGGAUUGUAACAUUUAUCAUUUUGUUGUGGAUUUCACUCUGACAACAGUUCUCGGGUUGGGCACCUGACAGGACGCCAGUGAGGAGUUAUUCUAGCUAUGAGGGCACAAUUGAUGUUCAAUGCAAAAGGCUUUGGGCAAUUUGGCUUUUUCGCUUUUGCCUUGGUCUUCACCUCCUUUGUUUCUUUAUAUCUUUACCAAAUAAAGACCUUUGCACCUGUAAAUCAGCGUUCUUUCGGCAGAAGAGUGUUCACACCAAACAUCAGCACAGAUGGUACUCUUAAAUAUGGGGCCCGAUCCGAUGUCAAGACGUCUACACCUUGGAAGGCACCGAUCAUCUGGGAAGGAAUGUUUAACCCCGAACUUUAUGAUGAGGAACACAAGAAACACAUGUCAUCUGUGGCUCUGACUGUGUUUGCUGUGGGCAAAUACCUGGAUGCCUACCUCCACAACUUUCUUGUCUCUGCAGAAGUUCACUUCAUGUCGGGUUUACCGGUGACGUACUACAUAUUUACAGAUUUACCAGAAAGUGUACCAAAAAUGAAGCUGGGUCCACGGCGAAACCUGAAGGUAAUCAAAGUGGAAAAGUACUCCAGGUGGCAGGACAUCUCUAUGAUGCGUAUGAAGUUCAUCUCUGAGCUCAUAGACACAGAGAUCAGUUACCAUUUCCCUUAUGUCUAUUGCUUAGAUGUUGAUCAGGUAUUUAAGGCACGAUUUGGCUCAGAAGCUCUGGGUGAAUCUGUUGCUAUGCUACACUCCUACUUCUACGAUCGUCCAGAAAGCGCAUUCACCUAUGACAAGAAUCCAAAGUCCAAAGCCUACAUGACAACAGGGGAUUUCUACUAUCACGCAGCUGUCUUUGGAGGCUCAUGGCAAAAUGUGAAGGCUUUGGUUGAUGAGUGCUACCUGGGCAUCAUGGAGGACAAAUUAAAUGGCGUUGAGGCUCUGUGGCAUGAUGAGAGUCACCUGAACAAGUUCUUCUGGGUUAAUAAACCAACCCGGCUGCUCUCCCCUGAGUACUGCUGGGAUGAGAAAAUUGGAGGGAGGUCGGAGAUAAAAAUAAUGCGGCUGAUUUGGGCAGAAAAACAUUAUGAUACACUGCGCACCUAGUGCUUGUAAAGUUUUGUUCUUCCAUUAUAUAUUGGACUUCCAGAAAAGGUGGUAUGUGGUGGAAAAUGUGAAUAAAAACAGACUUUAAUGAACUAUAAAUUUUAUAAUAUAUUUUCAUUAAAUUUUAAUGUAAAAAUGUUU
This is a messenger RNA of Sphaeramia orbicularis (orbiculate cardinalfish), 1652 nucleotides long. Its product is annotated as N-acetyllactosaminide alpha-1,3-galactosyltransferase-like. Lineage: Eukaryota; Metazoa; Chordata; Actinopteri; Kurtiformes; Apogonidae. Gene Ontology annotation, cellular component: membrane; vesicle; Golgi apparatus. The record is from RefSeq and is a predicted model, not a curated record. The transcript has 6 exons. Gene Ontology annotation, biological process: carbohydrate metabolic process. The coding region runs from base 501 to 1511 and encodes 336 amino acids. Gene Ontology annotation, molecular function: hexosyltransferase activity.